This is a messenger RNA of Anopheles moucheti, 649 nucleotides long. RefSeq names its product cystatin-like protein. Bases 139 to 435 code for a protein of 98 amino acids. The record is from RefSeq and is a predicted model, not a curated record. Lineage: Eukaryota; Metazoa; Arthropoda; Insecta; Diptera; Culicidae. The transcript is spliced from 2 exons.
AAAAUUGUUCGUUGGGGACGAGUUUGUUGUUUGUGUUUACAUUCGACUGGAAUGCGCCCCCAGCUGGGGGGCUGAUCGUGUAAAGCAAGAUCGUCUAAUUAUUAGGUGACUCACAGUAGGCUGAGCAACACGAACAAAAUGGCUAGUGAACCUCUGUGCGGUGGUGUAUCGGAAGAUCUGGAUAUCCACAAGAAAGAGCACGCAGAACGCAUCCAGACAGCACUUGCCACAGUAUCGGACCGUGUUGGCAAAGCGUACAAAUUGCAUCGUGUGGAAAAGCAGGUAGUUGCGGGAAUGAUGUACACCUACUACAUUUCGUUCGACGAUGAUGAAUCUGGCCAGAAGCAUAAGAUCACCGUAUGGGAACGACCUUGGCUGAAGGAAAAAAAUCCGGAAGAGGCACUACGUGUUACGUUCGAAGUGCACAAAGAAUGAUCACUCAUUUGAUCGGUGAUCGUAUGAAGGUUAUCUCAUUGUGCUGCGCGAUUUGUGAUUUUUUGUAUUAGUUAAGUUGUAACUUGUUGUACGUUGUUGUACUUGUUGUUGUGUUUUAUCUUGUUACAUGUAUGGGAUGGCAAAAGGGAAAUGAAACGAAUAUCUCCGAGCAAAUUUAUAUCUGCAAAUAAAAGAGAACGAAUUGUUAUAGCUA